This is a messenger RNA of Hypoxylon trugodes, 1150 nucleotides long. RefSeq lists its product as uncharacterized. The coding region runs from base 405 to 860 and encodes 151 amino acids. The record is from RefSeq and is a predicted model, not a curated record. NCBI's taxonomy places the organism in Eukaryota, Fungi, Ascomycota, Sordariomycetes, Xylariales, Hypoxylaceae. The transcript has 3 exons.
UUCGUUACGAAAUUGUUUUUUCUACUACUCACUUUUAUCGCACCUCUCGCGGCUUCAUCAAGGUCUACAACGUAGCUCGCAAGAGAAAGUACUAUCCCUAAUCCAAUCCAUCACAUCUCAUGUAUGUCAUUCUCCCUCACGUCAACUUCUUCUUUGUUCUGGCAAUAUCCACGUGACUUCUCCUUUUUUUCUUUUUUUCUUUUUUUCUGGCGAUAUUCACGCCGCCGCGAUUGUAAUUAUGAAUUCUCAUCCCUAUUUUCUCCUUUCCUUCUUCGCCGAGAACGCCUGUUUUUUUUCUUUUCGGACUCUUUUUUUUGUACGGCGCGUCCACGUUGCUGACCCAACUUCCUGUCGCCGACAACAAAUAAAUACUGACUCCUUACCAACAGCCCUCCAACGCCACUAUGUCUAAGCCAGACAAGUACAAGACUCCGGAGGAGAAGGGUGUCGGCGUUCCCGGCACUGCCAACAACGACUCUGGAUGGAAGCCUUACACUGUUCCUUACACCGGCGCUGGAGCUUCGCGUUCCGCCAACGGCGAUUGGGUCCCCUCGGCCCAGCCUAUUCGUGAGCAACGUUCACACGCUGCACCCCCUCUGUACAUUAAGCGCAACAGGGAGGACAAGUCGUCUGGUAAGGGAAAGGAGACUUCUGGUCAGAAGAAGAAGACCGGCAACGAGAACCAGAUGUUCUUGACCAACACUCCCCUGCUAACGAUUAAUAUUCCAGGUCACAAUGGUUUUUCCUUGUCUUCGCAACGGACGCGUCUGGGCAUUUUCCUUUCUGCACCUUCUUGUUUUCGGCAAAUUCAUUUUCAUUUCCAUCGUCGACGCUGCAUUAUGGUUUCCCGGCAUGAAUAACGACAUUACGACUCACGACAGCAUAUCAUUCGCGAUGGCGUUCCAGCUUGAGAAGGACUGAUACCUAAGGAAGGAUGGCUUUAGUUUUGGUGUUGGCUUUUUGCUUUCAUAAUUGCAUUUCUGCGAGAGAGUCGAUAAUUAAUUAGGUAUGGACUAUGUGAACUAUAUGUCGCACAUGUUGAUUGGAGUUGUGAUAAAUCAUUUCUUUUUCUUUUUUCUCCUCGGGGCCAUCUUCAUGGCUGCUUUGCUGUGGUCAUCUUUCCUUCCAUACGUAGUUCUAAUCAAUCCUU